AGUCCGGCGGAGAAGUUCAACUCGAACAGCUUGUCGCUUAUCAAACUCUUCAAAACUAGAGGAGAAUGGAGAACCACCGAAGGCCUCGAGCCAAAGAAGAAUCUAGACAAGAACCGACAAGAAAUCUGCCAAAAUCCAAUGACGGAAGGAGAAAACGUAUUCGUUCAUCCCGGUCUGAAAAUCAAGGUUCUGAAGAAGAAGGUCAUCACCAUCAUGAUAUGACCUCUCAGGGAAAUAAAGGAGAGAAGGUCUGGUUCAAUCGCAACUUGUAUGAGCAGGCCGACGACGACUAUCAAAACUUGUUGAGCGCCGGGGCGGGCGUUCCUCCGGCUUCUUCCUCUCCAAAAGACCGAAUUCCCCGCACCCUGGUCUUCAGGGCUAAACGCAAUGGUGCACAACAAUCUCGAGAUGAGGACACCCAAAUGCACACCCAUUCCUAUGUGUCACGCCAACUGCAGCGGGGUUCAACCCAUCAUCGCUCGUCAUCCGAACCCCAGAAAGAUCGACAGCUCCCAAAAAGUAGCAGGAAGAGGGUCUUCUCUGAAACUGAACGCUCCCCUCAAAAAAGGGACAACAUCACAAUGAGUGGACUUCAGGGACUCGCCCAGGAGAACAUCUGGUUUGACAAGUCCAGAUACGACGAGGCUGAAAGAUGCUUCUACGAGGGUGCAAACGGCAUCCCUCAGACAUCUCAGGAGAGAGAUGCUAGUGCCAUCCUGCAGGACAUUGCUAAAGCCCGACAGAAUAUCCAGCAAUCCCUUACCGGAGUGAAGACUGCUCUUCAGGGUAGUAAAGGGCACGCGCGCGCUCCGAAACCACGGGAGAGGAAGAGCAGUCAGAAUGCCAGCAAGUCUGAGGAUCAGAGCGAACUGGUCUCACGUUUGAAGAGUCUUGAACUGGACAACAGGAAUCUGCACAAAGUGGUGGAUGAUCUGAGAGCCACACUGUCCAAACUGGAGUCCAGAAUGGCCUCCCUGGAGAAAACUCAAGCACCAGCUACAAAAGGAGUUACUGUCACCAAGGCUGCUCCUGUCCAGAAGCCCAAGGUGGAGGAACACAACGGUGCAGAUGAUGAAGACGACGACAUUGACCUGUUUGGCAGUGAUGAAGAAGACGAAGAGGCAGAGCGCAUUAAAGCAGAGCGUGUGAAGGAAUACUCCCAGAGAAAAGCCAAAAAACCAGCCCUCAUCGCCAAAUCCUCCAUCCUGCUGGACGUCAAACCUUGGGACGAUGAGACGGACAUGUCGAAGCUGGAGGAGUGCGUUCGCUCCGUUCAGAUGGACGGGCUCCUGUGGGGAGCUUCAAAGCUGGUCCCCGUCGGCUACGGCAUCAAAAAGCUGCAGAUCAACUGCGUGGUCGAAGACGACAAAGUGGGAACAGACAUUCUGGAGGAGGAGAUCACCCAGUUCGAGGACUACGUCCAGAGUGUGGAUAUUGCUGCCUUCAACAAGAUCUGAGCCUCUCGCCACGAACCAUCACCUCACACAGAGUUACUGCUGCUUUUAUAUCACACGGUUCCUAAUAAAACUGUUCAGCCACGUCAACAAA
Messenger RNA from Danio aesculapii, 1548 nucleotides. It is a transcript of the gene eef1da, whose product is annotated as eukaryotic translation elongation factor 1 delta a (guanine nucleotide exchange protein). The record is from RefSeq and is a predicted model, not a curated record. Gene Ontology annotation, biological process: translational elongation. Gene Ontology annotation, cellular component: cytosol; eukaryotic translation elongation factor 1 complex. NCBI's taxonomy places the organism in Eukaryota, Metazoa, Chordata, Actinopteri, Cypriniformes, Danionidae. Bases 66 to 1457 code for a protein of 463 amino acids. The transcript has 10 exons. Gene Ontology annotation, molecular function: translation elongation factor activity; guanyl-nucleotide exchange factor activity.